Molecule: messenger RNA, 333 nt
Organism: Trichomonas vaginalis G3
Lineage: Eukaryota; Parabasalia; Trichomonadida; Trichomonadidae
Exons: 1
Coding region: 1-333 (110 amino acids)
Source: RefSeq, a predicted model, not a curated record
AUGAGCGAAACAACAACAUCUAACAUUACAGAAGAAGUCAAUGACAAUGCCGAUGAAAACAUUACAGAAGGAGCUAGUGAAAAUAUUGACGAGUUCGUUGAUGAAAUAUCUGACGAAGCUGUUGAAAUAACAGCUUAUGGUAAGCAUUCGUUUGAGUUCUACUACUAUGUUGAGAAUGAGGACGCAUUCUAUUAUUAUACAGGUCUUAACUAUCGAAAACUUCAUAUAAACUUUACAAAAACAGGUGCUGCUUAUGUUUGUAUGAUAGAUACAGAAAACAAGAGAGUAAUCUUAUGCAUAAACAAAUUCAAACGCUUGUACGGCUUCAUGUAG